AUGGGCCCCCCCCCCCCCCCCCCCCCCCCCGACGCGGCGCUCUUUCUGCCCGACAUUCUCUGCCAUCCACUGCACCAUUGCAGCACCCAAGGGCACAUUGCAGCGCCAGUCCCUACGGUACUACAUGGAACCAUCCGGGCGCUGCGGGCGGCAGGCUUGCACAUCCAAUAUGUCGGGUAUGCGCAGCGGCUUGCACGGCACCAGGAAUGCAUAAAAAUAUCUUUUGAUUUCCCUGACUUCAGAGGAUACGGCCACCUCCACGAUAUCGUGACCACGACCACGACUGAGAUUGCGACCUUGAGUCCCUACAACUGCGACAAGAACAAGGCUGGGCGCAUACCCAUACAGUCCACGAUGCGCGUCAAAUCGUAUUGGACGCCAGUUUGA
This is a messenger RNA of Neurospora hispaniola, 387 nucleotides long. RefSeq lists its product as uncharacterized. NCBI's taxonomy places the organism in Eukaryota, Fungi, Ascomycota, Sordariomycetes, Sordariales, Sordariaceae. The record is from RefSeq and is a predicted model, not a curated record. The transcript has 2 exons. The coding region runs from base 1 to 387 and encodes 128 amino acids.